Messenger RNA from Stomoxys calcitrans (stable fly), 5681 nucleotides. It is a transcript of the gene syd, whose product is annotated as JNK-interacting protein 3. The record is from RefSeq and is a predicted model, not a curated record. Gene Ontology annotation, biological process: vesicle-mediated transport. Bases 1004 to 4711 code for a protein of 1235 amino acids. Gene Ontology annotation, cellular component: cytoplasm. Gene Ontology annotation, molecular function: signaling receptor complex adaptor activity; kinesin binding; MAP kinase scaffold activity. The transcript is spliced from 17 exons. Lineage: Eukaryota; Metazoa; Arthropoda; Insecta; Diptera; Muscidae.
UACACACCAAGAAAGAAAUUUUCACGUCAUAAUACGAGUUCGCGUUUGCUGGCAAUUUUUUUUAUUAUUUUAAAAUGUUUAAAUACACUAAAAUAUGAAAGAAAUGAAAAUAAAUUCAUUUUAAACACAACAUAUAAGUGAUACAGUUCCAAAGUGCAAUAAAAUCGAGCUAAAACAAAAUGAAAUAAAGCAGCAAAACGAAAGCAUAGAAAAGUGAAAAAUCUAGUCAUUACAAAUUAAUUUCCUUGUUUCUUUGGCAAGCACACAACCCACAACGACGACAACCAGCAGAUAUACAUAUGUGUAUAUCUUUGACGGCGACUACCUUGAAUUAAACACACAACCAGUAUAUAGUUGUUAAUAAUUCGUCAGCAAAUUUCUAAAGUUUGGUGUUUUUGUGUGGAAAGUGUCGAAAAUUCGAAAAAAAAUCAUUAAAUAUGACGAAAAUGAAAAGUGCAAAUGUGAAGAAAGUCUGAAAGAAGAUGCAAAAAUACAUCAUUUAGUGCAUGAUAAUGGUUGUGAGCAAAAACAAAGAAAUUAAUGGUCUUCGAAGUGGGCAAAGAUCCUUCUCAUCGUCGCAAAUAAAAAUAUACAUAUACGCAGGCUAUAAUAGUUCAUGUGUCGUGUGAAAAGAGAGUGACAUAACGUUAUAGAGAGAGAGAAGAGUAAGAGAGACCAAAGUGGAAUAACAAAAUAAAUUGCAAGGGGUUGUAAAACCCCUCAAAAACACUUGUCAGUGCGUGCGCUUGUGUGUGCUGUAACUCCUUUGUAGCACCACUUAAUCUCUUCGUCCGACCGACCCAGGAGGAGUCAAGCGCGGCCAAACAACAAACCAACAAUAAUUUGACACACUACUCUUUGCUUAAAUAAAGUGUCGUGCUUUGUCAUUUAGGAAAGUAAACGAGUGAGUGCGUGUGUGUGUUUGUUGUUGCUAUCGUACUUGUGGUCUGCUGCUUUGUUGGUUUGACAAGUGCAGAUAAAUUUUCGCAAAAAAGGAAGAAAAAUGGAUAACGACGACGCAUUACUCAACAAUAGAGGUCCUCAGCCUGGUGCUGAGACCGUGUAUGGCACCGAUGACAACAACAUGGUCAUGUCCGAAAAGAGCGAAGAGGUUGUCAGCAUCGUGCAACAAUUAGCCGGAAGUAUUUAUCAAGAAUUUGAACGUAUGAUAAAUUGCUACGAUGAAGAUGUGGUAAAGAAUUUAAUGCCUUUACUGGUAAAUGUAUUGGAAUGCCUGGAUGCAUCAUAUCGAAUAAAUCAGGAACAGGAUGUGGAAUUAGAAUUGCUGCGCGAAGACAAUGAACAAUUGGUCACACAAUAUGAAAGGGAGAAGAGUGCGCGGAAACAGUCCGAGCAGAAGUUGCUCGAAUCGGAGGAUUUGGCGGAGCAAGAAAACAAAGAAUUAGCCAGUCGUCUCGAGUCACUGGAGAGUAUAGUGCGAAUGUUAGAAUUAAAACAUAAAAAUAGUUUAGAACAUGCCAGUCGUUUGGAGGAACGUGAAUCCGAUUUAAAAAAGGAAUACCAUAAACUGCAUGAACGGUACACGGAACUUUUCAAAAAUCAUGUAGAUUAUAUGGAACGUACCAAAAUGCUAAUGGGUUCCACACAUUCCCAGAUGAGUUCGACAUCAGAACGCAUGGAAUUGAGUCGGGCUAGAUUAAAUCCCGUUGCUAGAUCAUCUGGCCCCGUCUCCUUUGGAUUUGCAUCAUUGGAAAAUUCCGCUAUGUUGGAUACGGAAACUAUUUGCAGUGUUGGCAGUAAUUCCGAUGAUUCAGGACCACCAUCGUUGCAAAAUGAAUUCGAUAGUUUGCAUACCGUUGAAAGAGCAGCCGAAACUGAUACAUUGCAACAACAAAAUCAAGCCACAUCACCUCAAAGUGAUAGUAGUCCCAUUGUGCCAAAUAUUCCAUCAAAUGUUGGUCGUACCACCACUAAAAAGGAACAACGCUCUGCCAAUAACCUUUACCAAGAGCUGUCCUUUCAAGAUAAUGAAGAGAGCGAAGACAAUGAAAUUGUUACAGGGAGCUGGGUACAUCCUGGGGAAUAUGCUUCUUCAGCUAAUGACAACUACUUUGGGAUGGGCAAAGAGGUGGAAAAUCUCAUUAUGGAGAACAACGAGCUACUGGCCACUAAGAAUGCUCUUAACAUUGUCAAGGAUGAUUUGAUAGCUCGUGUAGAUGAGCUAACGGGAGAAAUUGAAAUAUUGCGUGAAGAGCUCAAUGCUAUGCAACAAUCGCGAAGCAAAUUACGUACCAAAGUUCAGGAAUUGGAGGAGGAAUUGAAGAAAACCAAAGAGCAAGUGAAACAGCAAAGUGACAAUGAUCAAGAAGAGAACGAUGUUCCAUUGGCUCAACGUAAACGCUUUACACGCGUCGAAAUGGCUAUGGUUCUUAUGGAACGUAAUCAAUAUAAGGAGCGUUUGAUGGAAUUGCAAGAAGCAGUGCGUUUAACCGAAAUUCUAAGAGCCUCACGUACCGUCGAUAACUUGGAUAAAAAAUCAAAGCAAAGCAUUUGGAAAUAUUUUAGUAGUCUUUUUACCCCCUCCAAUCGCCCUCAAGAACGUGUCAGUGAUGGGCAAGGAGGGGGUCCUAUUUUUCGUUACUCAAGCCCAUCCCACUCACACGGAUCACCCAGUAGAAAUAGCGAAAGUCGCCUUGCCAUAACCGGCGGUCGUGAUGGAGGGCCACCUCCCCACCCCGCCAGUGCUGGCUUGGCGAAUGCUCUUGCCAACAAGGACUACGCCGAAGAAGGCACCUCUGAAAGGGCAAGAGCCAGACGCCAUGAGCAAUAUCGCCAACUGAGAGCUCAUGUUCAAAAGGAAGAUGGUCGCUUGCAUGCCUAUGGUUGGAGUUUGCCCGUCAACAAGGCCGAAAAGGAACAACAAACACGACAUUCAGGUGGUGUGCCCGUACCCGUUUAUUGUAAUCCCUUGGCAGAAGCUUCACCUCAUAUGAAAGUAUUUUGUGCGGCUGGUGUUAAUCUUAAUGGAGGCUUCUUAAAAAAUGGUCAGUCCAUUAUACCCUCACAUUCACCGUUUGCACCUCGCUCUACAGCGAAAAUUGCUGAAAUUACUAGUCCAUCGGCGGAGCAUUCGGCCGAAGCCUUAGAUAGGCAAAUAACUCGUGCCAGCCUGGAACAUCUGGAGCCGGAAACACAAUUGACCCCCUAUGUGUGGAUUUGUACGAGUACACAUGCAGCCAGUACGGUGACUGUGGUGGACGCCAAUCAAUCGGCAACCGUGCUCGAUGUAUUCCCAGUGUGUGCCUCCCAUUUGUUGUGCAUUGCCUCAGUACCCGGUGCCAUGGAAAAAGAUUAUGCCUUAUUGGAAAAUUCGGAGGUAAUAAAGGCCGGCGAAAUGCUGGAGAGGCCCGGUGAUGGUAAUGAAGGUCUGGGUAAAGUAGAAUUUGUUCGUGUUAAGCCGAAGUCCGAUAAAAACAGUAAUACCAAAGACACCGACCCAUCGUUGGAGGUGAAUGCCGAAACGCCAGUUGAAGAGAAGGCUAAAGAGGCCACAGAGAAAUCAAAUGAGCAAAAUGGCUCGAUACCCAUUGAACCUUUGGGCAAUGUGAAUGAAAUCAAAAUACGCCAGCCCAUACCAGGUGCUCCGCAACGUCUUCAAGCCGACUCCACAUCGAGCGGUACGAAUGGCGCGUCAACCAAUGGGUCGUCGGCGACUGCGACAAGCAAUAACAAUAAUUCUUUGAGUCAACAAUUGCCCUUCUCCAAACCAAACAAUCCAAUACUGGGAACCAAAGACCGCCAGGAGGGUGUUAUGAGUUCGGUUGGUCCCACCAUGUGGAUGGGUGCUCAAGAUGGUUGGUUGUAUGUACAUAGUGCCGUUGGUCGUUGGCAUGAGUGCUUGCAUAAAGUUCAUUUGCCGGAUGCCGUCCUAGCGAUAGUUCAUGUUGAAUCACGGGUCGUAGUGGCCCUUGCAAAUGCACAAUUAGCUGUGUUCCGUCGCCAAACAGAUGGCCAAUGGGAUCUGAAUAGUUAUCACCUAGUUACGCUAGGUGACCGUAAUCAUUCGAUACGUUGCCUCUGUGUGGCCGGCGAACGCAUAUGGGCUGCUCAUCGCAAUAAAAUCUUUAUUGUCGAUCCGGUAUCAUUGAAUGUCAUCCAUUCGCUGGAUGCCCAUCCGCGCAAAGAGAGCCAAGUGCGACAGAUGGCUGCAACUGGUGCUGGUGUAUGGGUUUCAAUAAGAUUGGACUCAACGUUACGUCUGUACAACACCUACACAUUUGAACACAAACAGGAUGUCGAUAUAGAACCGUAUGUAUCGAAAAUGCUGGGCACAGGCAAAUUAGGAUUCUCGUUUGUGCGAAUAACGGCCUUGAUGGUCUCCUGCAAUCGCCUAUGGAUAGGCACAAGUAAUGGCGUUAUAAUAUCUGUACCUUUGACAGAGGGUCCAGGCAAAAUAAGUGAUCCCAGUACUCAACUGCCUACAUGUUGUAUGGCCAAUGCUCAAUUGUCCUUCCAUGGACAUCGUGAUGCAGUUAAAUUCUUUGUUUCUGUGCCGUUGCGUCAAAAUAACAGCGCUCAAUUGCAAUUCACCAACAAACGUCCCGAUAUGCUGGUAAUGUGUGGCGGUGAAGGAUACAUUGAUUUCCGCAUAAAUGACAAUGAUAUGGAGAAGAGCAUUAAUCUGGAACAGAAUCAGACAAUCGAGAAUCGUGGUGACAAAAGUUAUUUGAUUGUUUGGCAUUUUUUAUAAAUAUUUUGUAUACAAAAAGUAGUAGCAGAAGAAGAAGAAGGUGAAAAAGACAACAAAUUUGGAGCAAAUGUAUGGAAGAAAACAUAAACUUAAAGAAAAUGAUGAUAACAUAAACCAUAGAUACCAUAACACCACCAAAUAUUUAAAGAUUUUAAGAAGCCACAGCAGAAGCCCAAAAGGAUUAAAGCUUUUAAAGAGAUUUUUGUUUUUAGGUAAUAUAACCAGGAGUCUAAGUUAAUAUGGAAGGCAUUGUAUUUUUCACUUAAGUUGGCUUUCAUUAUAAGAAAAGAAAAAAAAACAAACAAUUUUAGCUUUAUAUAAUAUUAUGUACUUUGGAACGUAUUACAAAAGAAAAAAAGAAACAACCACAUCAACACAAUUCAAAUAUUACAUGAAUAUUUAUAUAAUAAUUAUUAUUAUUAUUACUAUUAUAUAUAUACAAUGUAGACAAGUGAUAUUGUAAUCCUUUAAAACAAAAACAAAAAAAGUAAAACCCAUAUAAACAACAACAAAUUUGUUAUUAUCUAUCAUUUGGUAUAUAAAAAAAAUGAUAGUAAUAAUGCAAUUAGCAAGCAAACCAAUCAUAUUUUUAAACUUUCUAAUCAAAACCCCCCUUCAAAUAUACCACACACACACACACAUACACACACAUUUUCUUCUUCUCUCAUAACCUUAGACAUCACUAGAAACCUAUAUGGAAAUUUCCUUUUUUUCUUUUUGUUUUUGUACACUUGGUUCUGUAAACUUAAUUUUGUUUUUAAUUUGUUUUAAGCCUUAUAAUUUAUGUACAUAUAAUUUCAAAGAAAACAAAAAGGACCCCCCUCUCCCCCAGCGCUUUGUACAUUAUUUCUCAUUUUAUUAAGUUGUGUAUUUUAUCAAAAAAAACCAAGACAUUUUAUUGUUUUAAAAUAAUUUGUUAAAUUUGUUUGUAAGCUUUUAUUUAAAAUAACAAAAAAAGAAACAAAAACAA